Messenger RNA from Pseudophryne corroboree (corroboree frog), 1526 nucleotides. RefSeq names its product speedy/RINGO cell cycle regulator family member A (gene SPDYA). Gene Ontology annotation, molecular function: protein kinase binding. The record is from RefSeq and is a predicted model, not a curated record. Gene Ontology annotation, biological process: positive regulation of cyclin-dependent protein serine/threonine kinase activity. NCBI's taxonomy places the organism in Eukaryota, Metazoa, Chordata, Amphibia, Anura, Myobatrachidae. Bases 116 to 1048 code for a protein of 310 amino acids. The transcript is spliced from 7 exons.
GAGAUAUUUGCGAUUGGUGGAAGCCGUCCCAGGCCAGCGCUGAUCCGUCUGCCGUGGGUUCCAUUCAACUUCUAAGCGGUCUCCUGGUUAGAAUACUCAGAGCCAGAUAGGAGAAAUGAGACAUAAUCAGAGCGGCUGCCAGACAACCAGCACAGUUACAGCUCAUGUGAAAUCUGCAUCCAGAUCACACAAGCAAAAGAAAGUAAUUGUGAAGCGCUCACUUCUCAAAGAAAAUCAAGACACUUAUGAAAGAAGCUUGCAUAACAACGAUGCACCUAAACGGCUGAAAGGAACAUGCCUGAUCAUCCAGCGUCAAGAGAUGACGGCCUUCUUUAAUUUGUAUGAUGAUGAUUUGAUUCAGGAUUUCUUGUGGAUGGAUUGUUGUUGUAAAAUAGCAGAUAAGUAUCUUUUAGCGAUGACCUUCGUUUAUUUCAAGAGAGCAGGAUUCAGUAUGCAUGAGUACACCAGAGCUAAUUUCUUUGUUGCUUUAUAUUUAGCAAAUACAGUGGAGGAGGAUUAUGAAGAGGACAAGUAUGAAAUCUUCCCGUGGGCUUUAGGAAGGAACUGGAGGAAACUUUUCCCAACUUUUCUGAAAUCAAGGGACCAGUUAUGGUCUAGAAUAGACUAUAGGGCAGCUGUGAGCAGACGCUGCUGUGAAGAGGUCAUGGCAAUUGCACCUGCGCACUACAUCUGGCGGCGUGAGCGUUCUGAACACCACAGCGGUGCAAUGAGAAAUUACAGUAAGGAUGAAUCCGGUCUACCCCGUGGCCCUUCUGCCACACCUAUAGACUGUGCCCUGUGUGGUAAGAAAGGACGGUUUGUAGGUCUUGGUUUAUCCAGUUCUUCAUCGUCUUCAUCUGAGUCCACAUCACACAUCAGAGAGCAGAAAGCACCACACGACACUCCGGAUUCACCAGAGGACAAGAUGCUGAUCGAUUCUCCACAGUCCCGCCACAACUUCCAAGAUAACCAAGAGAACAGAGAGACGAGACGGUGUGUCCGGCGCCAAGACAAGUCCAUGGAGUGGUUUACAAGCAAUGAGGAAUAGGAAUAGGAAAUGCAAUGUGUGGCCGUAAACGGCACAUACAGUAUAUCUCUAUAUCUAUCAGACAGAAGAAAAUGUUAGUCCAAUGAGUUGGUAGUUGUAAAUAAACAAUUUUUUUUUUAAAUAUAUUUAGGUCACUGUACUCAACAUUGUAAAAGCUGAAGGAUGUACAAAUCAUUUAUGGAGUCCUGGGCAUCAGCUUUGGGCCUCUGCUUCUGUAGGUUUUGGUGCUGGUUUGAAUUUUCUUAGCUGCACAAGAAAAGCUAAAAAAUAAAUAAAAAUAAACCCUUUAUGAUGAAUUUCAAUCGUCCAAAUCAAAAUGUUAGUAAUAUGAAAAUAUAAACUUUUGUUCCAUAUAUGGAUAGUGGACACUUUUUUGCUUUCCUGUUCUCAAUCACGAUGUGAUACAUCUUACUGUAUAUGAUUGUACAUAUGUCUCCUGUGUUCCUGCUUUUACCUCUAUAAAUGCUAAUCGAUCAUA